CCCACGAACACCAGGCAGACGCCCCCGAAGCCGCCGGCGAAGAAGUUCUUCAGGGGGCUGAUGGGCUGCGGCUGCUCCGCCAUGGCGGCGGUGGGCGAGGACACGGGACCGGGAAACAGAGCUCAGAUGAAAUCAAAAGAACGAUAAAGUUUGGAGGAAAAAAAAGAAGCUGCGGUCGCUUUCCUGGUCUGCAGUUUGGCAGGGCAUUAAGAUGUCCGUGGACAUGAACAGCCAGGGCUCUGACAGCAAUGAAGAGGAUUAUGACCCUAAUUGCGAGGAGGAGGAAGAGGAUGAGGAUCCUGGGGAUAUUGAGGAUUAUUAUGAUGGGGUAGCUAACGACGUGGAGCAGCAGGGAGCAGAUGCCUUUGAUCCAGAGGAAUAUCAGUUCACCUGCUUGACUUACAAGGAGUCGGAGAGCACUCUGAAUGAACACAUGGCCAGCUUGGCUGCCACGUUAAAGGUAUCACAUGCUGUUGCAAAGCUAGUAUUAGUUAGUUUCCACUGGCAAAUCUCAGAGAUUUUGGAAAGGCACAAAUCUAAUGCUGCCCAGUUGCUAGUAGAAGCACGAGUUCAGCCCACCUCAUCCAAACAUGCAAUGGUACAUUCCUCCCACCACUGCGCGGUGUGCAUGCAGUUUGUCCGGAAGGAGAACUUGCUCUCUCUGGCUUGUCAGCACCAGUUCUGUCGCAGCUGCUGGGAGCAGCACUGUACAGUGCUCGUCAAGGAUGGUGUUGGAGUCGGGGUCUCCUGCAUGGCUCAGGACUGCCUACUUCGGACACCAGAAGACUUUGUGUUCCCAUUGCUGCCUAGUGAAGAGCUGAAAGACAAAUACAGGCGCUACCUCUUCAGGGACUAUGUGGAGAGCCAUUACCAGCUGCAGCUGUGUCCUGGUGCAGAUUGCCCUAUGGUCAUACAGGUACAAGAGCCAAAAGCCCGGCGAGUGCAGUGCAAUCGUUGCAAUGAGGUCUUCUGCUUUAAGUGUCGGCAGAUGUACCACGCGCCCACGGACUGCGCUACCAUCCGGAAAUGGCUCACCAAGUGUGCGGAUGACUCUGAAACAGCCAACUACAUCAGUGCUCACACUAAAGAUUGUCCCAAGUGCAAUAUCUGUAUUGAAAAGAAUGGAGGCUGCAAUCACAUGCAAUGUUCCAAAUGCAAGCAUGACUUCUGCUGGAUGUGUCUGGGAGACUGGAAGACUCACGGCAGCGAGUACUACGAAUGCAGUCGGUACAAAGAGAAUCCUGAUAUUGUAAACCAGAGUCAGCAAGCACAGGCCAGGGAGGCCCUUAAGAAGUACUUGUUCUAUUUUGAGAGGUGGGAGAAUCACAAUAAAAGCCUACAGCUGGAGGCACAGACAUACCAACGAAUCCAGGAGAAAAUCCAAGAAAGAGUUAUGAACAACUUGGGGACAUGGAUAGACUGGCAAUACCUACAAAAUGCUGCAAAACUACUUGCAAAGUGUCGUUACACCCUGCAGUACACAUAUCCAUAUGCCUACUACAUGGAGUCUGGUCCCAGAAAGAAGCUGUUUGAAUACCAGCAGGCCCAGCUGGAAGCUGAAAUUGAAAAUCUCUCAUGGAAGGUGGAGCGAGCAGACAGCUAUGACAGAGGGGACUUAGAGAAUCAGAUGCACAUAGCAGAGCAGAGACGGAGGACCCUGCUGAAAGACUUCCACGACACAUAAGACAGGAGGAAGUGACGAAGUGCAGGGGUGAGAGCAGCGAGUGAAGUGAUGGCAGCUUCACUGGGAUAAGCAGGCACUGCCUCUGGGAGAACACGGCCAAGGACAAAGCCACCCCUCCCCUUGCAAGUCAGACACAUGCAAACACCACAUCUUAGUCCAGUUUGUUCUCUUAUCUUUCUGUUUCUGUUUCUGCCAGGCUAGAGGCCAGAGCUCAGAUUGGCAUAUUUCCUGGGCCAUUUCCCUCCUGCCUUUGAUGGUUUCAGAAGGGGAGGGAGUUUUUCUCUGAAUGGCUGUUAAUAGUAUUAGAUCGUUACAGUUUAUGUAAUUUUCAACGGUUGUACAAUUAUACAGACAAACCUUAGAAUAACACACAACCCUUUUUAAAAAUAAAUUGGCAGUGGAGUGUUUUUCCUUAAUCUGCUUGUAAAUUUAAUGGGCUUUUCCCCCUCUCCCUUCCUCUGACCCAAAAAUCCUCCUAGGCUCUGAAGGAGGUUACAAAAUAUCUCAGCUAGAUUUCCCGAUGCUCCUUUAACCAGGGCAUUGUAGCAUUGGCAUUGCAUGAGGAGAGUGGCUGGUGUUAAGGGUGGCUGCUGCUGUGUCUGGCCCUACAGUACCAGCAGUGGCUGUUAUUCAGUAUGAUUACAUGUGACAUCUCUUGUCUUGUAAAUCAGCUGUGCAAAAUCCAGCUACACAAACAGAAGCAAACAGGAAUUUCAAGGGACAGACCAGGUUAACACUGGAGGAUAUGCCUUGAGUUUGAGAGAAAUUGAGAGAAAUCAUAUUCUGCGUUUGAUGGAUUUUAGGUCUUCCAUGUAGAUUUUUGCUUUACUUGUUUUUGUGGAGAGGAUGUUGUAUUGCCAAAGCGAAUGAUGAGGGACUAGUAGCAUACAGUUGUUAAUCAAGGCUUGGGGCUUUUGCAGAGUGAAAGAAUCCAUGUUAUAACAGUGCCAUGCAGCCUGGUAAAGAUUAUUUGUGCCUCCUGGGUAGCAUGGCUCAGAAAAUUUGAUUUCGUUCAUUAAAAUGAGACUGAAUACCACUACAUUAUGAGGAGGAAAGAUUAUGUACAACACACUCCCUGGCACGUGUUGGCAAUGUGGACGGGCACUUGAAUUCAGGUGCAUUACUUGUGCAGAGCCUGCACAAAGCCAGGCAGAAAAUUAACUAGCAAAAUUAAUUUAUUUGUAUAUUAGUAUUGAUGCUGGUGGGGACUUAUCAGAAAAUUGAUUGUUAGGAGCAUGUGGAGCUUUUUUUAUUAACAUUCUUUUUUCUAAUGUAAAAUAUACACUAAAAUAAAAAUAUGAAAACCUA
Lepidothrix coronata (blue-crowned manakin) is the source of this 2992-nucleotide messenger RNA. RefSeq names its product ariadne RBR E3 ubiquitin protein ligase 2 (gene ARIH2). The record is from RefSeq and is a predicted model, not a curated record. The coding region runs from base 212 to 1684 and encodes 490 amino acids. The transcript has 15 exons. Gene Ontology annotation, cellular component: cytoplasm; ubiquitin ligase complex. Gene Ontology annotation, molecular function: zinc ion binding; ubiquitin protein ligase activity; ubiquitin conjugating enzyme binding. Lineage: Eukaryota; Metazoa; Chordata; Aves; Passeriformes; Pipridae. Gene Ontology annotation, biological process: positive regulation of proteasomal ubiquitin-dependent protein catabolic process; protein polyubiquitination; ubiquitin-dependent protein catabolic process.